This is a messenger RNA of Colletotrichum navitas, 985 nucleotides long. RefSeq lists its product as uncharacterized. The coding region runs from base 254 to 985 and encodes 243 amino acids. The transcript is spliced from 2 exons. Lineage: Eukaryota; Fungi; Ascomycota; Sordariomycetes; Glomerellales; Glomerellaceae. The record is from RefSeq and is a predicted model, not a curated record.
AGAAGACACAAGAAAAUAAAUCCCACUGCGUCGGGACUGUGAGAAAGAACCCAAGGUCCAUCACGGCACGAUCGCUUCAUCGAGCCAGCCACUUAAGCGAUCUGAGGUUCGAGAUCGAAUUGCAGGAGAAAAGGACGUGUUGUGUUUCGAUGUUGGAACCGCCGCCAGAGGCCAAGUUCCUCGUCUGGUCAUUAGGGGAAUAUGUCAUUACGCAGACUCCAGUGACAAAGAUCAGUGGGACGGGUACGCGUCGAUGGCCGCAGCCGCAUACGCGAAGGACUUUCUGAAAUACAACCCGCCAAAAACACUCACAGAAGAGCCGGUUGGAAGAGACCUCUCCGGUUUCUCGGCUUCAGCAACCGGCAUUCCAAGCGGGCUUCACGAAAAUGCACAUUCUCGUUUUGGACGCGUCACAUUCCGAGAGUAUCUGCGCGGAUUAUACGAUCAGCCCAUGGUAGCAUCGAUGCCUGGUAUAGACCCUGGCACUGAUCAUCCCAUUAGAUUCUCCAAAUGUAACCCGAUGUUUCACCAGUCAGCGUUGGUAGUAAUCUUUGCAGUCCUUUUCAUGCUCAGCGGAGCCACGAUUGCAACCGCGGUAUCCCAGAGCCGCGAGCCGGCUUGCGACCCGCGGCCGAGAGGCCUCCGCGCCGACGACGGGUUCUGGAUGCUGCUGAGCCAGCUUUCCCUCCAGGUCCUCUCCAUCUACUGCACCGUAUACCCCGUAGUGCUCAACACAGAGCUGAAGCUUUCCAUCGCAGGAUUCUGGUUCUGGGCGUCUCUGGCCGCCAGCUUCGUGGCUACCGUCACAGCGGCCGUGGCCUAUGCGUGGAGUUGGCAGGUGGCUGCCGUUCUGAGCUUCACAUCGAGUUUCGCCCAAAUCCUACCUGCAGGACAACUGGCAGCAAGUCUAGGUCCCGAUGAUACGAAAAAACGGAGGGCUCGAAGAACGGGAGUGUCCAAGGCGGAAGAAGGCCAUUAUGAUUAG